This is a messenger RNA of Priapulus caudatus, 1770 nucleotides long. RefSeq names its product poly [ADP-ribose] polymerase 2-like. The coding region runs from base 72 to 419 and encodes 115 amino acids. Gene Ontology annotation, molecular function: NAD+ poly-ADP-ribosyltransferase activity. NCBI's taxonomy places the organism in Eukaryota, Metazoa, Priapulida, Priapulimorpha, Priapulimorphida, Priapulidae. The transcript is spliced from 4 exons. The record is from RefSeq and is a predicted model, not a curated record.
CUGCUCAUUAGCGCCACCUGGCGCCGCCAUCUCGGGACACUCUGUUCGGAAAGGGCAUAUAUUCGGCGGACAUGGCGAUGAAGAGCAGCUACUACGCGAGGAACGACCCCGCAGUCACGAAGAAGAAGUUCCUGCUCCUCUGCCAGGUGGCGCUCGGGCAGGUCGACGUGAUCGACCACGAGCCACGUGACAGCCUGCCCGACGGCCCGCGACCCGGCUUCAACAGCCUGCAGGGAGCCGGACAGAACUACCCUGACCCUACCCGCGACGUGACACUACCUACAGGCGCAACGAUGCCGCUGGGACUACCCGUCAAGGCGUCCAAGUACGACUGGGGCCUGCUGCAGUACAACGAGAUGAUUGUGUUCAACGAGGACCAAGUGUGCCAGCGCUACAUCGUCCAGUACUCAGACGCCUAGAGCCGCUAGCACGUGCGAUCGAGCGAGCGAGCGCGACAGAGAGAGAGAGAGAGAGAGAGAGAGAAAGAGAGAUAGAGAGAGAUGGCAAUCAAACGUAGCAGUAGCGCUAGUGUCUGCAAUACUCCCUCCACAUACAUACACACAUACGUACUCACGACCCCCCGGGCCCUGGCUCGCUCAGUGGUUUACGCUCGGCCGAACCCUAACGUGCAUCCACCUAGCUACAGGACGACAGCAGACUAAAGGCGGACACGGCCGAUUCACAGAGCGCCCCCUGGAGGUUGUGAAGCGUACGCGGCCGAUCCACAGAGCGCCCUCUGGAGGUUGUGAAGCGUACGCGGCCGAUCCACAGAGCGCCCUCUGGAGGUUGUGAAACGUACGCGGCCGAUCCACAGAGCGCCCUCUGGAGGUUGUGAAACCUACGUGGCCGAUCCACAGAGCGCCCUCUGGAGGUUGUGAAGCGUACGCGGCCGAUCCACGGAGCGCCCUCUGGAGGUUGUAAAGUGUACGCGGCCGAUUCUAGGAGCGCCGUCUUCUCUGGAGGUUGUAAAGCAUUUGCGGCCGACCCGUAGAGCGCCGUCACUCGGUCGUGUGUUUCGUCUCGUCGCUCGAGACAAUCGGGGCGAACAAGAAGUUAUUUUUUCGUCGUAAUAUAGAAAUAUAGAGCUGAGGAAGUGUCCCGUGUAGGAACUGUUGCGCUGGCACCCGUCUGAGUGUCGAUGGUGGCUGGUGUUGAUGCUGGGGGGUGGGGUGGGGGGGUAGUCUGUGUGAAAGUAACGACAAUGCCUGCGACGAUGACGAUCGCCAUGACAACAGUGACGCACGUACAGUCGUCAGAUGGUUGUGACAGAUGACGAUGGCAGCAGUGAUGAAAGCUGUGUUGGUUGCCAUUCACAGUGAUGAUGGCAUUGACAGUUAUGAUGAUGAUACCAUUUACAUUGACAGCGUGUUUAACAGCGAUGAUGACAAUGACGCCGACAGUGAUGAUGACAAUGGGGUUAAUAGUGAUGAUGAUGAUGAUGAUGAUGAUGAUGGAAUUGAUAAUUAUGAGAAAUUAGAAUAUGAUGGGGCGUUUCAAUCCGAUUUGAACGUUAUACACAUGUUAUACCACAAUAACAUGUUUCUACAAUGUAAUAUAGUCUUGUGACAGUUUAAAUAGAAGUACACGAUUUGUAUUGACUACUUGCAUGUGGUUUUGUGCGUGUUUCAACAAAUAUUUCAACAGUUUAGUGACGAAAGGUGAUUUUUGAAACAAACAAUAAGUUUAAAAUGAGAGAAUUUACCAUUGGCACGCUUUAUCCUCGAUUAUGGCAUUUCAGCUGUCAAAAUUAAAAAAAAAAAAAUUCACUUA